CUUGUUGCCCAUCCUCAGCCUCAGGGGAUGUGGAGGGAGAUAAACAGGGCGAGGAAGCAACAGAAGAAACAAGAGGCCGGGAAGAGGAGAAGAGUACACGACUGGGGAAGUAGGAGAAGAAGAGCAGGAGCUAUAAGUACCCACCCCUCCCCCUCCUCUCUCUCUCCACCUCCCCGCCUCAGCCGUUCCUUCCCGGAGCCCAGAGCUAGCGUGAGAGGAGAUUAACAGAGGUAGCUCGGUAUACACUCUGCGGAUCAAGCAGUUGGUUCAUUAGUUUUGCAAAGGUGGUGCGUGUUUGUGAAUGGUGAACGUCGAAGUCGAGGCGGAGUGCACGCGGGCGUCGCUGCUGGGGAGGUAUGAGAUCGGGCGGACCCUCGGGGAGGGCAACUUCGGCAAGGUCAAGUACGCACGCCACCUCGCCACCGGCGGCCACUUCGCCGUCAAGAUCCUCGACCGCAGCAAGAUCCUCUCCCUCCACAUCGACGACCAGAUUAGGAGGGAGAUCGGGACAUUGAAGCUGCUCAAGCACCCCAAUGUCGUCCGCUUGCACGAGGUUGCUGCUAGCAAAACAAAGAUUUACAUGGUUCUUGAGUAUGUCAAUGGAGGCGAGCUCUUCGAUAAGAUUGCUAUCAAAGGAAAACUCUCUGAACAUGAAGGACGGAGGCUUUUUCAGCAGCUCAUUGAUGGCGUGAGCUAUUGCCACGAUAAAGGUGUCUAUCACAGAGACCUUAAGCCAGAGAAUGUUCUUGUCGAUCGGAAAGGCAACAUCAAGAUCUCUGACUUCGGCCUUAGUGCUUUACCUCAACAUCUUGGGAACGAUGGACUUCUGCAUACAACAUGUGGCAGCCCCAAUUACAUCGCCCCUGAGGUUUUGCAGAAUAGAGGUUACGAUGGCUCCUUGUCAGAUAUCUGGUCUUGUGGAGUAAUUCUUUAUGUAAUGCUCGUCGGUUACCUUCCCUUCGAUGACAGGAAUCUUGUUGUUCUUUAUCAGAAGAUUUUCAAGGGAGACUGUCAGAUCCCAAAGUGGCUUUCACCUGCCGCGCAGGACCUUCUUAAGAGGAUUCUUGAACCAAAUCCGAUGAAGAGAGUCAACAUUUCGGGGAUCAAAGAGCACGAGUGGUUUCAGAAGGACUACGUUCCUGUUGUUCCAUAUGAUGACGAUGAAGACGUCCUUCCUGGUUCAGUUCUUCCUAUCAAAGAGCAGAUUGAUGAACCAGCGCACGAAAAGCCUACUCAUAUUAACGCUUUUCAGUUGAUCGGAAUGGCUUCUUCCCUUGAUCUUUCUGGUUUCUUUGAGGAAGAGGACGUGGCUCAAAGAAAGAUACGGUUCACAUCAACACAUUCGCCCAGGGAUUUGUUUGACAAGAUUGAGAAUGUCGUGACAGAGAUGGGAUUCCAAGUCCAGAGGGGACAGAGCAAGCUCAAAGUCAUCAAAAGUUGCAAAUCUUCCAAGAACCCCAAGAAUCACACAUCAUUUUUGGUCUGUACUGAGGUGUUUGAGCUUGGGCCAUCUCUGUAUGUUGUUGAACUGAAGAAAUCCCAUGGAGACCCUACAUUGUAUAGACAGCUGUGUGAGAGGCUCUCAGAUGAGCUUGGGGUGUGCAAGACGGAGCAGAUUGCGAGGACAGAAUCAGGGGAUGAUGAUUUAUCGAGCUUCGACAGUGAAGCAUCUCUGUCUGGCUUCUGAUCAGUGCCCGCCCCUCGUCGUUUUGGGUACAGGGGAUGAGGAACAUACCCGAUUCUAGAUUAGGACCAUGCAUGUAGUGUACAAAGCGAAUGGAGCAAAUUAGCCACCGGAUUGGAAUGUAUAAAAAUAUAUAAGAAAUUAUUUGUUCUUGUC
Molecule: messenger RNA, 1840 nt
Organism: Phragmites australis (common reed)
Lineage: Eukaryota; Viridiplantae; Streptophyta; Magnoliopsida; Poales; Poaceae
Product: CBL-interacting protein kinase 1
Exons: 13
Coding region: 302-1687 (461 amino acids)
Biological process (GO): protein phosphorylation; signal transduction
Molecular function (GO): ATP binding; protein kinase activity
Source: RefSeq, a predicted model, not a curated record